Messenger RNA from Naegleria gruberi, 546 nucleotides. RefSeq lists its product as uncharacterized. Gene Ontology annotation, cellular component: cytosol. The transcript is spliced from 2 exons. NCBI's taxonomy places the organism in Eukaryota, Heterolobosea, Eutetramitea, Acrasida, Naegleriidae. Gene Ontology annotation, biological process: protein dephosphorylation. The annotation marks the transcript as partial. The record is from RefSeq and is a predicted model, not a curated record. Gene Ontology annotation, molecular function: phosphatidylinositol-3,4,5-trisphosphate 3-phosphatase activity; protein tyrosine phosphatase activity.
AUGAGUGCAUUGCUUGAUUUUGUUCGGACAUUGGUUUCUGGUGACAAGGUUCGAUAUCAGGAUCAGGUCGGAACAACAUUUUAUGACUUGGAUUUAACGUAUAUUACCAAUCGUAUUAUUGCGAUGGGAAUACCAGGAGAAGGAUUUAGUGCAUAUUAUAGAAAUCAUGUGGAGACUGUUGCUCAAUUUUUCAAGGAAAAACAUGGAGGACACUUUUUGAUUAUCAACCUAUCGGAAAUACCCUAUGAUUAUAAAUUAUUUGAGGAAGGAGAGGGUGCUGGAAAAGUUAUUGAGAAGGGAUUUCCAGAUCAUCACAAUCCUCCGGUUGAAUUUCUUAUUGAAAUUUGUGAAGCGAUGGAUAAAUUUCUGAAGGAAAAUCCUAAUAAUGUAGUAUCUAUUCACUGUCUUGCUGGAAGAGGUAGAACAGGAACUGUUAUUGCAUGUUAUAUGACAUAUAGUGGAAUGUUUGAAUCAGGGACAGAAGCACUUGAUUAUUUUGCAUCUCAAAGAUCAAGUAGAGAACGUGGUGUUGCUCAACCAAGUCAA